AUGGCUCAGGUUUAUGGGAAUCAACGUUCUGAUACGUUAUUUUUAGGUGGUGAGAAGGUUUCAGGCGAUGACAUUCGUAAUCAGAAUGUUCUAGCUUCGUUAGCAGUGGCAAAUGUGGUGAAAUCUUCCUUAGGUCCAGUUGGCUUGGACAAAAUGUUAGUGGAUGACAUUGGUGAUUUCACAGUUACUAAUGAUGGUGCGACUAUUCUUUCACUUUUGGAUGUGCAGCAUCCAGCUGGGAAGAUUCUUGUUGAUUUGGCGCAGCAGCAAGAUCGUGAAAUUGGUGAUGGUACAACAAGUGUUGUUAUCAUUGCUUCCGAGCUUUUGAAGAAGGCCAAUGAUUUGGUAAAGAACAAAAUCCAUCCAACUACUAUCAUCACUGGUUACAGAGUUGCAUUGAGGGAGGCCAUUCGUUAUAUCAACGAAGUUCUUUCCGUUCCAGUGGAAAGUUUGGGGAAGGACACUAUGGUCAACAUUGCGAAAACCAGUAUGUCUUCUAAGACAAUUGGUUCCGAUUCUGAAUUUUUCAGUAACAUGGUUGUUGAUGCUUUACUAGCGGUCAAGACACAAAACGGUAAGGGUGAGGUAAAGUACCCUGUGAAGGCUGUUAACAUUUUGAAAGCCCAUGGUAAGUCUGCUACUGAGUCUGUUCUAGUACACGGUUACGCUUUGAACUGUACUGUGGCAUCCCAAGCCAUGCCAAAGCAAAUAUCUGGAGGUAACGUUAAGAUUGCCUGUCUUGACUUGAAUCUUCAAAAGGCACGUAUGGCAAUGGGCGUUCAAAUCAAUAUCGACGAUCCAGACCAAUUGGAGGAGAUCCGUAAGCGUGAGACCGGUAUAAUUUUAGAUAAGGUGAAGAAAAUCAUUGAUGCCGGUGCCCAAGUUGUCUUGACGACCAAGGGUAUCGAUGACUUGUGCAUCAAGGAAUUUGUUAACGCAAAGAUAAUGGGUGUGAGACGUUGUAAGAAGGAAGAUUUAAGAAGAAUUGCACGUGCCACCGGUGCCACGUUGAUCAGUGACAUGUCCAACUUGGACGGUGACGAAGUUUUCGAAUCCUCGUACUUGGGUACCUGUCAGGAGGUUGUCCAGACCAAGUUCUCAGACGAUGAGUGUAUCUUAAUCAGAGGUACUCAAAAACACUCCUCCUCCUCCAUUAUCCUACGUGGUCCAAACGACUACUCAUUAGAUGAAAUGGAACGUUCUUUGCACGACUCCUUGUGUGUAGUAAAGAGAACGCUAGAGAGCGGAAACGUUGUUCCAGGUGGUGGUUGUGUGGAAGCCGCAUUGAACAUCUACCUAGAUAACUUCGCUACUACGGUGGGCUCAAGAGAGCAGCUGGCUAUUGCAGAAUUUGCUUCAGCACUACUAGUUAUCCCCAAGACUUUAGCGGUAAAUGCUGCCAAGGACUCCAGUGAGCUCAUCGCCAAGCUAAGAUCAUACCAUGCCGCUAGUCAACAAGCUAAGCCGGACGACUUAAAGAGAAGAAAAUACCGUAACUACGGUCUAGAUUUGAUAAAGGGCAAAAUCGUAGAUGAGGUCGAGGCUGGUGUCUUGGAACCAACAAUCAGUAAGGUCAAGUCUCUAAAAUCCGCCUUGGAAGCCUGCAUCGCCAUUCUAAGAAUUGACACAAUGAUUACAGUCGACCCAGAGCCAGAGAAGGAGGGAGAUGGCUGCGCCUGA
Molecule: messenger RNA, 1680 nt
Organism: Kluyveromyces marxianus DMKU3-1042
Lineage: Eukaryota; Fungi; Ascomycota; Saccharomycetes; Saccharomycetales; Saccharomycetaceae
Gene: TCP1
Product: chaperonin-containing T-complex alpha subunit TCP1
Exons: 1
Coding region: 1-1680 (559 amino acids)
Biological process (GO): protein folding
Cellular component (GO): chaperonin-containing T-complex
Molecular function (GO): ATP-dependent protein folding chaperone; ATP hydrolysis activity; ATP binding
Source: RefSeq, a predicted model, not a curated record